ACUUUUUUUACGCUUCAAGAAGAGAAAGUGAGGAGAUUUUUAAAUCUACUUGGUAAAAGAAGUACGUGACUUUAUCAAUCUAGUGAGAUGAACGACAACGCGACCGUGUGGAUCGCUGAAAAUCGCGGGAAACGCAUUCACCGCUUCAUGGACCUCUGCGAGGUUCGUUUGCAAUUCAUUAUUAUCACAAUAAUUGGGACAAGGUAGAGGACCGAAAUUAGGAUUACAUGGUGGUUCCAGCAGUGCAGAAGCUAAGGACCAUACUCCGGACGAGAACCCAGCGGUGGUGAAGAUUGUUUUCAACGCGUGAGUCUCUACCACUGGCUUUCCAUGACUCGCGUGGGUAAGCGUCGUUGAGGAAUCCGAUGCACUUCCACGUUUUGUGACACUCAGCUUGUAGCAAUUCGAAAAUGUCACAUUGAUGAUACAGUUAUGAAUAGCAUGAGCCAAGUGGAGGCCAUCAAGGCUCCUGCAGCCGAGUCCGGUGAGACUGUUGGAGUUUCGAACGAAGAUGCAUGUAACGACCAAGAGGGCUUAUACGAUAAUGACAAUGGCACCCCGUCUACCAGGAGCCGUUACGGUAGAAUAAUUAGACCUAAAUCUUCCAUGAAUGAUGCUGCCAAUUCAUUACAGAAUUUGAAGAUUUCAAAGACACGUAAACAACAUAGUUCUAUGAAUAAUAGUAAUAAUAGUGAAAAUAUAGAUGAAAUUAAUACAACUAACAUCAUAGAUGAAGCCAAUAGCUCUUCUAUCAUUUCAAGUAACACAGAGGAGGACCCAUCUUCAAAAGUAAUAAGUCCUACUAUUGAAUGUAAAUGGGUAGUAGGACAAUUAGCAUGGGCCAAAGUUGGCAGUUUCCCAUAUUGGCCUUGUGUUGUAACACUCGAUCCACUUACAUUAAUAUAUCACAAAUUGAGAGUUACAUCCAGGGCAAAUAUUUUAAUGAUACAUGUUCAAUACUUUGGAGACAAAGGACGACAUAGUUGGGUUUCGGCAAAUAGUAUGAUGCAAUUCACAAAUCUUGAUGACUUUAUAAAGCUAUCGGAAUCAUUGACUGCGGAAACAAAGAAGAAGGAUGCAAGAGCUGCCGCUUUUAUUGUGAAACCGGGAAUGAAAUCAAAAUGGGAAAACGCCGUCGAUGAAGCUAUGAAAGUGCAACCAAUGACAAUUGAAGACAGAGCCGAAACUUUUGCGCCAAAAAUUAAACGUUCCAAAGAUGCAAAGUCAUCUACCGAAAAGAAAAAUAAUAAGAGAAAAUAUUCAACUGAUCAGGAUGGACCUGAUGCUAAGCGCGCUAAACAGGAUAAUGUAAAUAAUACAGAAAAAUUGGAAGUAUCAAAAUUGAAUAAAUCAGAGAUAGCAAAAUCGAAAAAUUCGCGAAGCGUAAAUGGUAAAAUCGAUUUGAAAUUGAAUUUGGACUCUUUACCCUCGUCUCCUUCGAGCCAUAAAAGUUCUCACGACAAUACCAACACAAAAGUCGACAAGAGUGAGGAGGACGAAACUGGCGUAUUUGAAGUUUAUUACGAACGAAAUAGAGAUUUACUAGAGGACGAAUAUCCAAACGCGUCGGAAAACGAUAUUAAAAAAUAUUUGCGUAAAACUUGGGAUGGUAUGGACACAACUUUUCGAAAAAAGUACCGAUCAUAUAUGACUCGUGAGAGUUCGCGUUCGAAAGAAAGUUCACCGGAUAACGAAGACCUCGAGACAUCAGCCGAGAUUGACACAAGUACGAAAGAAAGUAGAAAGAAAAGUAAGAUUGACAAAGAAGAGAGUUCCGUUUCAGAAAGUUCUAAACGUGGUAAACCACACAAUCUCUUUAGAGGUAUGAAACAAGAGAAAGUUUGUCAGAUUUGCGAGAAAACGGGCAAAUUAACGAGAUGUAAAGGACCUUGUUAUUCUUAUUUUCAUUUGUCCUGUGUGAAACCUGGCGAAUCUAGUCCAGAGCACUCUGUUGACGAGAACAUAUCGGACGAUAGAAUACUUGACGAUUUAGAUAUAAUUAGGAAAAGUAUUAAUAGCGAAUCUGAAAAUAAUGGUAAAAACGAAGAGCAAGAAGAUGAAAUGUUUAAAUGUAUCGAUUGCCUAUCUGGAGUAGCACCCGCUUGUUUCAUAUGCAAUGAAAGAGAAGGAGACAGAAUAAGGUGCAUUGUACCAGUCUGUGGGAAGCAUUAUCAUUCUAAGUGUUUAAACUCAUGGCCUCAGUCGCAUUGGAAUGGUGCACGUUUGACAUGUCCGUACCAUGUGUGUCACACAUGCAGUUCCGAUAAUCCUCAGGAUAAUCAUUCGCGUGCACCGACCGAGAAAAUGGCGAGAUGCGUACGUUGCCCUUCAUCUUAUCACACUUCUGCAUUGUGUCUACCUGCUGGUUCAACAAUUCUCACAGGUAGUCAAAUUGUAUGCCCGAAGCAUUAUCUCUCAAAACAUCCUCCGUUGAAUGCGGCAUGGUGCUUUCUGUGUACGCGUGGCGGAAGUCUCAUUUGUUGCGACACGUGUCCGACUUCCUUUCAUGUGGAAUGUCUUGGUAUAGAUGCACCUGACGGUGGAUUUAUUUGUGAAGAUUGUGAGACUGGGAGACUGCCUUUGUAUGGAGAAGUUGUGUGGGUGAAACUCGGUAAUUAUCGAUGGUGGCCGUCGCGUAUAUGCUACCCGCAGGAAAUUCCUGAAAAUGUAGAGACUAGAGCUCACAGUCCUGGUAAAUUUUGCGUAAUGUUUUUGGGGUCUAAUGAUUAUUAUUGGGUGCAUAGAGGUCGAGUCUUUUUAUAUCAAGAUGGUGACGCAAAUAUAAAACCAUCUAUGAAUAAAAAGACCGUAAUGGAUGAUGCAUAUCGAAAAGCUCUAGAAGAAGCUAAUAAAGUACAUCAACAAUUAAAAACAGAGCGGUCCACGACUAAGGAACAAUCGAAAGCAUUGAAACCACCUUUAUAUGUAAAAUUAAAAGUCAAUAAACCAGUGGGUAACGUCAAGCCGACCGAAGUCGAGAGCAUCGUGGCGUGUGAGUGCGAUUCCGAUUGGGAUAAUCCUUGUGCACCGGGUACAGAUUGUUUGAAUCGCAUACUGUUGGUGGAAUGCAGUCCUGGAAUCUGCCCAGCUGGAACCAAAUGCAUGAAUCAAUCGUUCGUGCUACGACAGUAUCCGGUAAUGGAGCCGUUCCACACCACAGGCCGCGGAUGGGGUCUGAAAGCUUUAGAGGAUAUCAAAGCAGGACAGUUUGUCAUCGAAUACGUGGGAGAAGUUAUAGAUGAGGCCGAGUAUAAGCGUAGAUUGAAUCUAAAAAAAGAACUGAAGAAUGAUGAUUUUUACUUCUUAACGAUCGACAAUAAUCGAAUAAUCGAUGCGGAACCGAAGGGAAAUCUCAGCCGAUUUAUGAAUCAUUCGUGUGCGCCAAACUGCGAAACGCAAAAGUGGACGGUGAACGGAGACACGCGUAUCGGACUAUUUGCUUUGCGUGACAUAGAAUCCGGUGAAGAACUGACGUUCAAUUACAAUUUAGCAUCUGACGGGGAAACGCGGAAGGUCUGUCUUUGCGGUGCACCGAAUUGUAGCGGCUUCAUCGGUUUGAAGGCGCAAACGCAAAAACAACAGUUGCAAUCGAAGAAAAUGAAUAAAUCGAAACGAUAUAGAAGACCAAGAAAGUUUAUGUGUUGGCGAUGCGGGCAAGAAAUAUCAGAUCGGAACAAUUCCAUAGUCUGCUCGCAAAGAACUUGCAACAAAAAGUAUCACACAACGUGCGUUGAAGUCGAUGACGCGGAAUCGAAAUUCAGUUGCCCUUGGCAUCAUUGCUUAGAAUGCGGACGUCGAACAUCAGCGCACUGUUCCUUCUGCAGCACUGCCUUCUGUCAAGUUCAUUUGGGUGGUAAUUUAUUCGAACGAGACAGCGAGAAGGGUGGCGUCGUAUGUAAGUUACACGAAAACGCGGAUGUACAGAAGCCUAUCGAAGACGAGAAAGAAUAUUCAGAUAAUGAUAACGAGACAGAUAAAGAGUACUUAUCGACGAGUUCCGAUAGUCCGAUUGUAAUGGAAAAAAUUACGACGCGUGAACCAUCACCAAGAGUUUCUAUCGUAGAGGUUCAGCUAAGCAGUGAAGAGAGCGAAGAAUCUCAAAAAGAAGAAGAAGAAAGCUAUCUCAAGACUAAUUUUAUGUCAUGUGAUAAAAGUUCAAGGAUAAUGAAGAAAAAUACAUUUGAUAAAUUGCAACGGGAAGAAAGUCAAGUGAAGGAGUUAAAUAAUCUUACAUCUAGUCAGUUGGAAGCCAUAAUUGGCGCUAGCUUGUGUGAAUAAAAAUCUUCUCAUUCUAUAA
Nylanderia fulva is the source of this 4297-nucleotide messenger RNA. It is a transcript of the gene NSD, whose product is annotated as Nuclear receptor binding SET domain protein. Gene Ontology annotation, cellular component: nucleus. The record is from RefSeq and is a predicted model, not a curated record. NCBI's taxonomy places the organism in Eukaryota, Metazoa, Arthropoda, Insecta, Hymenoptera, Formicidae. Gene Ontology annotation, molecular function: histone methyltransferase activity; protein binding.